Nematostella vectensis (starlet sea anemone) is the source of this 2137-nucleotide messenger RNA. RefSeq lists its product as uncharacterized. NCBI's taxonomy places the organism in Eukaryota, Metazoa, Cnidaria, Anthozoa, Actiniaria, Edwardsiidae. The transcript has 8 exons. The record is from RefSeq and is a predicted model, not a curated record. Bases 1 to 1737 code for a protein of 578 amino acids.
AUGUCGGAGUGCCGCGUGAAUGAUGACAACGAGCUCGUAAACGAUGAAAACGUAACGGCUAAGCCUCUUGGAUUAGAAAGUAAGUCCCUUCCUGACGAUCGCAUCACAGCGUCAUCUGUGGCAAACGCACCACCCACCCCUCCCUCCAACGCUAGGCUAAACAACUCCGUAGCGUGGUGUGCAGGCGAUUCUUAUGACUGCUGGCUACAAGUCGACCUAGGGGGGACCCACCGCGUCACUUCUGUCGCUACGCAGGGGAACCCUAAGGGGAAUAAUGAUUAUGUCAAGAAAUACCGUCUGCAGUACUCACUUGACGACGAGAGUUGGGUCACCCACGAGGAGAAUGGGAACCAGAUCAUUGACGCCAACGAGGAUCAUAACUCAGUUAAGACAGUAAGUCUACAGCAACCGAUAGUUGGUCAGUUUGUCCGGUUCUGUCCGGUCGAUUGGUACUUUUGCCCUUCCUUAAGGGUGGAGCUGUAUGGCGUUCCUGAGGAAGACAAAAGAAGUAAAGAUGAUGAGCAUGAAACGAUUGUCAUGAAAACGGAAAAGCUGGUACAGACUGACGAACAGGGAGAAAGGAGAAUCAAAGAGAGUGGAAUUAAGGAAGAUGUGGAUAGAAUUAAAGAUGAUGAUCGUGAAACGAUUGUCAUGAAAACGGAAAAGCAGGUAGAGACUGACGAACAGGGAGAAAGGAGUAUCAAAGGGAGUGGAAUUAAGGAAGAUGUGGAUAGAAUUAAAGAUGAUGAUCGUGAAACGAUUGUCAUGAAAACGGAAAAGCUGGUACAGACUGACGAACAGGGAGAAAGGAGAAUCAAAGAGAGUGGAAUUAAGGAAGAUGUGGAUAGAAUUAAAGAUGAUGAUCGUGAAACGACUGUCAUAAAAACGGAAAAGCAGGUACAGACUGAGGUCACUGAUGAGGAUGAGAAAUAUCAGAAGCAAACCGGGAGGCACAGCGAGACCCAGAAAAUCGUUUUUAUUCAUCUUAUUCAUCAGAUGACAGAGAAAAAAUCGCCAUCGCUUGAAGAGUGCAGUAUCCACUCUGAAGACGCCCAACCCUUGCACCCACCUUUAUGCGCCAUCAGAGAGGACGACAUCCACCGCCUGAUGGACUGGGAGACAGAAGGCACACGAGGGUGGAAGAGGCUCAAGAGGUCACGUGACUGUGAAGUAUGGAGCAGACGAUCACAAGAGGGCGGGCCGCCAAUCACUAAGGCCAUAGUCAAACUAGGUGGCGUCCCUUAUGACGAAGCGGUGAAGCUUCUCCAGGACUGGGAGACGCGUCGCCACUGGGAUAAGACUUUCGACAGAAUUGAUGUCCUCGGGAAGUUCGACGACCCAUCAUCACUACUCAUUCACUGCCCAAUAAAAAAGCAUGAGUUUGGGCUUGAAAUCCUGGACAAGGACGACAAGAACGAGCCAUACUUCGCUUCAGCUUGGCGCAACGCGACGCACCCAAAGACUCAACACGAGAAGCCAAAACCACUCAAGUUGGACUACUUAUUCGCGGGACUUGUCGUCCGUCCACAGUCCGUCGAUAACAAUUCUUUGCUCGUCACCAUUAUUUGCCAAGUUAAAGGGUCAGUUCCCUCUCAGGCCAAGGGCACUUUCUUAGUCGCUGACCCAGCCAAAUGGGCGGCUAGUCUCAAGAAAUUCCACGCGCAGAAACUCAAGAUGAAGGCGCCUGUGACUAACAACUCGCAACAACAUUCUUGUUGUCGCUUUUUCCGAACUUAGGGGAGUAAGCUGAGACGGAGAAGAAGUAGAAAGACACCGUCCUUUCUUCCUUUCUCCUUGUCUAACCUUCAUGUUGAUUUGCACCGCUUUCUUCUCUGUCUCCGUUUUGUUUGCUAAGUGAAAACGGUGAUUUUGCCAUCGGAUAUCCGACCCGAUUAUAUUCAAUAAGUUCAAACCAAUUCUUGUAAGCUUUAGUGAAGUCAACGGCUUUCAAGUCAAAUAAAUGGGCGUAAAUGUGACAUUUACUGACAUUUAUUUAAAAAUAAAAUGAUGUAAACUUAAAAUCUGUCAUUUUGGAUGUUAUCUAUAAUUUUAUGAAAUAGAUAUACAAUUUCAUGUAAGUUGUUUGCGCUACAAAUAAAAUCAAUAACAACUAAUAAAGAAAUUGAAUACGCUCAUA